This is a messenger RNA of Argentina anserina (silverweed cinquefoil), 2756 nucleotides long. RefSeq names its product pre-rRNA-processing protein ESF1. Gene Ontology annotation, cellular component: nucleus. NCBI's taxonomy places the organism in Eukaryota, Viridiplantae, Streptophyta, Magnoliopsida, Rosales, Rosaceae. Gene Ontology annotation, biological process: rRNA processing. The transcript is spliced from 7 exons. The record is from RefSeq and is a predicted model, not a curated record. Gene Ontology annotation, molecular function: RNA binding. The coding region runs from base 60 to 2171 and encodes 703 amino acids.
UAAAACCCUAGAAAGAAGUUUAAGCUCUUCACAGCCAAGCCUCACCUGAAACGGACGCCAUGGGAUCAAAGAAGAACAAGAAGAACAAGAACAGAGAUAACAACCUCAUCACCGAUCCCCGAUUCGCCUCCGUCCACUGGGACCCGCGCUUCAAGAAUGCUCCGAAGCACAAGGCCAAGGUCGAGAUCGACGACCGCUUCAAGGUCAUGUUCACCGAUCCCCGGUUCCGUUCGUCCUCGGCUCCGUCGGACAAGCGCGGCAAGCUCAAGAAGAAAACCGACCCCGGCGAUGAGCUAAGGCAUUACUAUCAGCCGAACGAGGACGAAGAUGAGGUCAAGUACGAUAAGGUCGACGAGGAUGAGGAAGAAGAAGACGAAUUGAGCGAGGAGAGUGAGAGUGAGAGAGAAGAGAAGGCGAGAUCAAAAGAGGAGAGUGAGUCUGAGGCUGAGAGCGAGGAAGAGAAGGCGAGAGUGGCAGUGGAGGAGAGUGAGAGUGAGGAAAUGGAGGCCGGAAACGAGUCGGAGACGACGACCGAUAUGGAUACUGAUGAAGAUGAGGAAGAUGAAGUAGUUUUUGAGGACGGUAUGCCGGCAAUGCAGAAUGAAAACAUACCGCAAAUUGAGAAGGAAACUCACAGGCUUGCUGUUGUUGAUUUGGAUUGGACGCAUGUUAAGGCGGUUGACUUGUUUGUGGUGUUGAGGUCCUUUCUUCCGAAAGGUGGAGAGAUUAAGUCUGUUGCUGUGUAUCCAUCGGACUUUGGAAUUGAGCGUAUGAAACAGGAGGAGAUUCAUGGUCCUGUGCUGUUGGAUGAUACAGAUAAAAAAGCUGAUGAAGAAAGUGAUGACGAUGAUGAGGAUGUGGAGCUUAUUAAUCAGAAAUGGCGCGCUUAUGAGAAAAGCCGGCUGAGGUACUACUAUGCUGUAGUGGAAUGUGACUCUGUUGCCACAGCAGAUUACCUUUACAGAAACUGUGAUGGAGUUGAGUUUGAAAGGUCAUCAAAUAUUCUUGAUUUAAGAUUCAUCCCUGAUUCAUUGGAAAUCAAGCAUCCACCCCGUGAUACUGCAACCGAGGUACCUUCGAACUACGUUGGUUUAGACUUCCAAACUAGAGCACUGCAGCAAAGUAAUAUUGAACCUUCGUGGGAUGAUGACGAACCAAACCGAAGGAUCUUGAAACGAAAAUUCAGUCAGGUUGAUGAACUGGAAAUGGACGAGUUUAUUACUUCUGAUGAGAGUGAAACUGGUGAGGAUGAGGCUGAAGAUGAUGUAGAUGAUAAGGCUAAUAAAAAGAGUAAGAAAAGAGCACGAUACAUAUCUUUACUCCAAUCUGGAGAUGGAGAUGGUUCAGGUGAGGAUGAUGAAGAGGAUGGCCAGGAUAUGGAGGUCACCUUCAAUACUAGCUUGGAGGAUUUUAACAAGCGCAUGCUUGAAAAGAAGGACAGGAAAUCAGAAACAGUUUGGGAAGCCUCUCUAAGAAAAAGACGUGAAAAAAAGAAGAUGAAGAGAAAUAGGUCUAAUUAUUCAUCAGAGGAUGAGACUAGUGAUUCUGAUCAAGAAGCAAAAGAAGAGCCAGAUGAUUUCUUCAUUGAGGAACCUUCAGUUAAAAGGAGUAAAAAGGAGUCUCGGGGUAAAAGUAACAAAGAAGAAAAGCAGCGCCUAGAUAUGGAUGAGGAAGCAGCAAGUAGACAUGAGCUUGAGUUAUUACUUGCUGAUGACAAGGGAGUAGAUAAAGGUGCAAAGGGAUACAAUUUGAAACGUAAAAAAACAAAGGGAAAGAAGAAGGGUAAAGAAGAUCCAGAGGAGAAUAAAAUACCAACUGCUGAUUUGGAUGAUCCACGUUUUGCACCCCUACUGACCUCAUCCCUCUUUGCUCUGGAUCCAACAAAUCCACAAUUUAAAAGAAGUGCGACAUAUGAGCGGCAGGCAGCACUGAGACAGCACCAGGGUGACCGAGAAGAAGUGCCAAAAAGGGAAGUGAAAGUACAAUCCGAGGGUCUCUCAUCCAAGAUAAAGAAAUCUUCAUUAAUCAAUUCAAUUAAGAUGAAAGCCAAGCCCUUUGAAAAGAAAGAGGAAAUUUUGCCAUUCCCGGGUAGAAAGGAAACAAAAGGUGAGCAGGAUUCUGCGACCGGAGUUAAACCAGUGAAAAAGAAGGCCAAAGUUGGACGUAAAUGAAAGAAGGGAAACAAAAAGAGGAUUCCGCAACCGGUUAAGAAGGUAAAAUUUGGACGAAAAUGAAACCAAUAUUUUGAACCAAGCGCAUAAUUGUUCAUUGCCUGGAGCAUCAUCGGAAGAAAUAUGAUCUAGAGCUGGAAUCAGUAAUCAAGCACACCUGGAAACAGCUCAGAUCAAGUCAUGAUAAGAAAUCUUACCUUUGUCUUUUGCUAAUUUCAUUCUUCUGGUGGAAGGCAGUUUUGAUUCGUGUUCCCUUUGUUUGAGAUACAAUGUAGAAAAUUUAAACACUGGUAAUGAACAAAUAUGCGCUUGUCAUGAGAUACAAAUUCAUACAAUCUGAUCACCUGGUAAAAGACUUUGUUCUCGAGUAUUUCUGUGUUCAUGUCUCCUGUUAUUUCUAAAGCCUUUAACUUUCUUGUUGAGUGUUUAAUUAUGUUAACCAAUUAAUAUGUUUAUUAUACAAACCUGCUGUGAUAGACUGGUUGAUGUUUCCUGUAUGCGUGGAUGUUUAUAACAUCAUACUACUGAUAAAAAAGAGUUGGUAUGAUGACUUAUGACUAUGAGCCUAUGAUCAUAAUUAUAUAA